This is a messenger RNA of Hordeum vulgare subsp. vulgare (domesticated barley), 750 nucleotides long. RefSeq names its product pathogenesis-related protein 1-like. The record is from RefSeq and is a predicted model, not a curated record. NCBI's taxonomy places the organism in Eukaryota, Viridiplantae, Streptophyta, Magnoliopsida, Poales, Poaceae. Gene Ontology annotation, molecular function: signaling receptor activity; protein phosphatase inhibitor activity; abscisic acid binding. Gene Ontology annotation, biological process: defense response; abscisic acid-activated signaling pathway. The coding region runs from base 80 to 562 and encodes 160 amino acids. Gene Ontology annotation, cellular component: cytoplasm; nucleus. The transcript has 2 exons.
AACGAACGUUGCGCCAUUACAACAGUCACAACUCACAUCCCUUAUAUCGGUUGUGCGAGUUUGAUCAUCACAGCAAUCAAUGGCCUCCACCAACAGUUGGACCCAUGAGAUUGAGUCGUCGGUCUCUGCAUCGCGCAUCUUCCGUGCCGGUGUCAUGGACUGGCACACCCUGGCCCCCAAACUCGCGCCACAGAUCGUCACCAGCGCCCACCCUGUUGAGGGAGAAGGCGGCAUCGACAGUGUCAGGCAGUUCAACUUCACCUCAGCCAUGCCCUUCAACCUCAUGAAGGAGAGGCUCGAGUUCAUUGACGUGGACAAGUGCGAGUGCAAGUCCACCCUCAUCGAGGGUGGUGGCAUAGGCACGGCGAUAGAGUCGGCCACCUCGCAGAUCAAGGUGGAGCCGACAACCAACGGUGGGAGCUUAGUGAAGGUGGAAUCGACAUACAAGCUGCUGCCAGGCGUGGAGGUGAACGAUGAGAUCUCCAAGGCCAAGGACUUUGUGACGGCCAUUUUCAAGGCUGCCGAGGCCUACCUUAUCGCCAACCCGGAUGCCUAUAACUAAAUCAGUUGAGAGAGAUCAUAUAUGAUUAUACAUUCCCUAGUUUGAUUUUUGCGUGCUUUCUUCCCGAUCUAAUAAAGUUUCUCCAACUUCCAAGUAGCGAAAGCAAGAGAGAUGACGACGGUGUGGACUAGAGAAGUCUAAAAUGUUUGUAUUUGUAACAAUUAUCAAUGGGUGUUGUUGUUUGAUGA